AUGGCCUUUGAGGAGCUUCUGGAUAAAGUUGGUGGCCUGGGGAAAUUCCAGAUGCUUCAGAUGGCUUUAACUUUUCCUUCUUACAUGACAGUAGUCUGUCACAUACUGUUGGAGAACUUCACUGCAGCCGUUCCUGGUCAUCGCUGCUGGAUCCACAUUCUUGAUAAUGCCACUGUCUCUGGUAAUGCCACUGGGAUCCUCAGCCCUGAUGUCCUCCUGAGAAUCUCCAUCCCACUGGACUCAAACUUCAAGCCAGAGAAAUGUCGUCGCUUCCUCCACCCCCAGUGGCAACUCCUUCACCUGAAUGGGACUUUCCCCAACAUGACUGACCUGGACACGGAGCCCUGUGUGGACGGCUGGGUGUAUGACCACAGCUUGUUCUCCUUCACCAUAGUGACUGAGUGGGACCUGGUAUGUGACCAUCAGUCACAGAAAUCAGUGGUUCAAUCCCUAUUCAUGGCUGGAAUGCUGGUGGGAAGCUUCAUUUAUGGCCAUCUCUCAGACAGGUUUGGGCGCAAAUUGAUCCUCAGGUGCUCUUUGCUCCAGCUCGCCAUCUCGGGGACCUGUGCAGCCUUUGCCCCCACCUUCCUCAUUUACUGCUCCUUACGCUUCUGGUCAGGCUGCUCUGCUGUGGCUGUCAUGUCAAAUAACAGUAUGCUCAUUGUAGAAUGGGUAAGGUCCCAGUCAAAAGCCAUGGUAAUAACACUGAUAGCCUGUGCCCUUAGUAUUGGACAGACGAUGCUGGGAGGACUGGCUUUUGUCUUUCGAGAGUGGCGCACCCUGCAGCUGGUGGUGUCUAUACCGUUCUUUGUCUUCUUUCUCUCCUCAAGGUGGCUGGUGGAAUCUGCUCGGUGGCUGAUUGUCACCAAUAAACCAGACGAGGGCUUAAAGGGACUUCGAAUAGUUGCACACAGAAAUGGAAUGAAGAAUGCUGAGGCAACCCUGAACAUGGAGGGUUUGAGAGCAGCCAUGCAGGAGCAGCUGGAGGCAGCACAGACCAAAACAACUGUGUUUGACUUGUUCCGCACAACCAACCUGCGUAAAAGGAUCUGUCUCCUGUCAUUUGUGAGAUUUGCAAACACAGUACCCUAUUAUGGUAUCUUUAUGAAUCUACAGCACUUUGGGAGCAAUAUAUUCCUGUCCCAGGUAAUCUUUGGAGCUCUCACUAUCUCAGCUCGAUGUCUUGCACUCCUAGUACUGAAUCACAUGGGCCGUCGACUAACCCAGAUGCUUUUCAUGUUCCUUGUGGGACUUUCCAUUUUGGCCAACAUGUUUGUGCCCCAAGAAAUGCAGACCCUACGUUUGACUUUGGCAAGUGUGGGAAUGGGCUGUGUUGCUGCUGCUGUCACCAGUAAUUCUGUCCAUAACGCUGAACUCAUGCCCACUCUCCUCAGAGCAAAAGCUUCAGGAUUAAGUAUGAUGGCUAGUAGGUGUGGGGCAGCACUGGCUCCUCUGCUGAUGACCCUAGUGGUGUAUCUACCCAGUUUACCCUGGAUCAUCUAUGGCGUGUGUCCUAUCCUUGCUGGUCUUCUCGUCUUUCUUCUACCUGAAACCAGGAAUAUGCCUCUGCUAGACACCAUCCAGGAUGUGGAAACUAACAAAAAACUCUCAAGAGAAGUAAAUGAAAAAGAUUGCUACAUAAAAGUGACAAAAUUUUAA
Dama dama (fallow deer) is the source of this 1659-nucleotide messenger RNA. Its product is annotated as solute carrier family 22 member 10-like. The transcript has 10 exons. Gene Ontology annotation, molecular function: transmembrane transporter activity. NCBI's taxonomy places the organism in Eukaryota, Metazoa, Chordata, Mammalia, Artiodactyla, Cervidae. The record is from RefSeq and is a predicted model, not a curated record. Bases 1 to 1659 code for a protein of 552 amino acids. Gene Ontology annotation, cellular component: membrane. Gene Ontology annotation, biological process: transmembrane transport.